Cotesia glomerata is the source of this 2132-nucleotide messenger RNA. RefSeq names its product transcription initiation factor TFIID subunit 5-like (gene Taf5). The transcript has 5 exons. Gene Ontology annotation, biological process: transcription initiation at RNA polymerase II promoter. Gene Ontology annotation, molecular function: protein binding; RNA polymerase II general transcription initiation factor activity. The record is from RefSeq and is a predicted model, not a curated record. Lineage: Eukaryota; Metazoa; Arthropoda; Insecta; Hymenoptera; Braconidae. Gene Ontology annotation, cellular component: transcription factor TFIID complex. The coding region runs from base 120 to 2081 and encodes 653 amino acids.
GUCUACGUCGUUAGCAAUUUUUUUUUUAUUUAUAAACAUUGUUUUUUAUUUAUAUCAAUUCAUUUCUUUUUAAUAAAUUUUAAUUAAAAAUCUACUGAUAUUAAAAAUAACUUCUAAAAAUGGAAGAAGAUAAAAAUACUCUGCUGGCUAUGCUCCAGCUACUCAAAAAAUAUAAUUUAAAGGAAACCGAAGAACUGUUUCGCAAAGAGGCUAAUUUGACAAACGUUCCGGGUGAUGAGAAACCACAGACCGACACAGAAGUAAACAGUGUACUUGCGGCUUACAAAAGUGAAGGUGAUCCGGUGUUGUACGAAAAAGCUUAUGCGGAAUUAAAAAAAUUUGUUGAAAGCUAUUUAGAUGUUUAUAAGCAUGAAUUAGCGACAAUAUUAUACCCGGUACUCGUUCACAUGUACCUGGAAUUAGUUUACAAUAAUCAUUCGGAGCAAGCUAAACAAUUGUUGGAGAAAUAUGGUCCCAGUCUGGAUGAUCACCAUCAGACUGAUCUCAAGCGGCUUUCAAAUGUCACCAAGCGAGAACAAAUGGCUGGGAAUGAAUUUACUGAUACAUUCAAGUCGAAUCAGUUUAUCAUCAGAAUUUCGCGGGAUACUUUGUCGAUAUUAAAACGGCAUUUACAAGAGAAGAAACACAGCGUUCUGUUGAACAUUAUUCAAGAACAUUUAUACUUUGACAUGUACGAAGGAACAGCAAGGAAUAAACAACAGAUCGAAGCUACUUCAGGUGCUACACUUGGAGAAGCUACCAGACAAGAUAACAAAGCAAAAGUCUAUUACGGAUUAUUAAAAGAGCCAGAUAUUCAAUGUGUAGCGCCAGCAGAGGAAGAAGAAGAUGAAGGAAAUGCCGGCGGUGAAGGCGAUAAACCAAAAAAGAAGAAAGCAAAAAAAGAUCCUUUGUUUUCGAAAAAAACAAAGUCUGAUCCCAAUGCUCCGCCUGUUGGUCGUAUGUUUCUGCCGAAUUUAAAGGACGCAGAUAAAUUAGAAAAAGUAAAAGCUCUUCGCGAAGCAUCAAAGCGCGUAGCUCUAGGACCCGACUCGCUGCCUUCAAUAUGCUUCUACACUCUGCUGAACGCAGUCCAUACUGUAACUUCUGCUGAAAUAUCAGAGGAUUCCAGUUUAUUGGCCGUAGGUUUCAGCGACUCGACUCUCAGAGUGUGGAGCCUGGUACCUCAAAAGUUGAAGUCCAUGAAAUCCGCCGAAGCGCUCGCAGACAUUGAGCGGGAAGCUGAUGACGUUCUUGUUCGGAUGAUGGACGAACGAACCGCUGAGACUGUAAAACUUUUGCAUGGACACAGUGGGCCCAUUUACAGCCUGACCUUUAGUCCAGACCGCAAUUUGUUGCUUUCUUGCUCUGAUGACGCAACAAUACGAUUGUGGUCGUUACAUACCUGGACGUGUGUAGUGUGUUACAAAGGACACCUCUUUCCCGUAUGGUCGGUACGGUUUUCACCCCAUGGAUAUUAUUUUGCCACUGGGUCAAAUGACAAAACCGCUAGGUUGUGGGUUACUGAUUCUCAUCAACCAUUACGGAUUUUUGCUGGACAUUAUUCUGAUGUAGAUGUUGUCCAAUUUCAUCCAAAUUCAAAUUACGUCGCAAGUGGGUCCAGUGACAUGACUGUCAGAUUAUGGGACUGUGUAACGGGCGCCCAAGUCCGAUUAAUGACCGGUCAUAAGGCUCCGAUUUAUGCAUUAUCAUUUUCAACAGAAGGCCGUUUCUUGGCAUCGGCUGGUGCUGAUAGUCGUGUAUUAGUUUGGGAUUUAGCGCAUGGUCAUCUUGUUGGUGCUCUGUCUGGUCAUACAAGUACUAUUCAAUGCUUAUCGUUCAGUCGUGAUGGCACAAUAUUAACUUCUGCUUCAUUAGAUUGUACGAUUAGAUUGUGGGACUUUACAAAGCUAACUGAAGAAAUGGUCCUUGAUGAUGUCAACGUCGCUCACAAUCCUGAUGUUAAAUCAACCUCAGAUUCAUACUUACUAAGAACAUUCCCCACUAAAAAUUCGCCUGUUCUAGCUUUACACUUUACGAGGCGUAAUUUAUUACUUAGUGUUGGAACGUUCGAAGCACAGUAAAUUAUUAAUUGUCGUGACUAGUUAAUUUAUAAAUUAUAAAUUAAUUCCAAA